CCGGGGAUGGGGAUGGUUUCAGCCCCUCUGCCAGGGCUCCGUCCGAGAUCUCCGAGGCGCUCUGGCCCUUAGCUCCCGGACUGGGCUCCCUGCCCUAUCUUGCUUCCCUAACUCCGGGACCAGCUGAGUUCCCAACGCUGAGUAACCUGGAAAAAGUGAUUACUUCUCUCCCGGCCUCAGUCUUCCCAUCUGUACAAUGGAGGAAGAUCUCCAGCUCUGUCUCCUACAACCCACCUCCCAAGGUGGCUCUAAAGCAUGCGGGGUUGGAGGGCGGCGCUUAGCGGAAAGCACCUGCGAGUUCAAAUCCCAGUUCCACUCGGCCUCACGAUGUGUGUGCCCCGUGUGAGUCGGUUCUGCUCCCUGGGCCUCAGUUUCCCCACCCGUAUAACGUGAGUGAUCAUCCGUCCUCUGCUGGACAGUUGGGAGGCCUUGGUCCGGGCCUCGCACCCCUCAUCCGCCCUGGGCACUCAGCAAGUAUUACUUCUGUCUUUGCCCCCUUUGACAGAUGGGAAAACUGAGGCCCAGGAAGGGGUGGCCGCGGCUCAGUGGUGCCGCGAGGAGGCCCCUCCACGGCCGGCAGCGCCCCAGCCCCUCCCUCCUCCCCCCACUUCCCCUGGCCGCCGAAGGGAGGGACGCCGGGCGGGGCCGGGGCGGGUGUACCUGGUGUCCGCGCGGGGAGGUGACCGGCGGGGCGCCCGAGGUCGGGCUCGGCGAUCCCGGGCCCUGGCUCCCGGCUCCCGCUUCCUGGCUCUGGCGGGGCAGGAAGUUGGGGCGUUUUUCCGGAGGCCCCCGCCCCGCGCCCCUCCCCGCUUCCUGCCCGCGCCCCGCGCCCCGCCGGCACCUCCGCUUCCUUCCCCUUCUCGUCGCCCGCCCGCCCCCCUCUCCGCGCUCCGCCCGGGACCCGCGGGUACCGGCCCCGCCCGACCUCUGCCGGCGUGUCUGUCUGUCGGUCCGCAGGGCGCGGCUCGACGCUUCUCACAUCUGCCUGGCGUCCGCCAUCGCCUCCCUGCCGGGGCUGGGGGCGAGGCUCACCCUGCCUGCGCCUCACUCUGCGCCGCAGCCUCCCCUGCUUGCCGUCUCUCUGUGUCUCUUGGUCUUCCUUUCCUUCUUUGCCUCUCUGUGUGUGUUUCUGUCUGUGUCCGUCUCUCCGUCCCUGUCCCUGUCUCUCUCUCUCCCCUUUUCUCCGUUGGGGUCUUUCCCUUCCGCUCUCCGUUAUCUCUCCUCCUCUCUGUCACUUUCUCCCUCAGAACCAUUCUCUUCCCUUCUCUGGGUCCUUCUGCAUCUUUCUCCAUCUCAGUCUUUUCCCAGCUGUUGCUUUCAGGGGUCAGUCUCUCCAUGUCCAUUUUUCUAUGGACCCUUCUUUUCUUUCUAUCUCUUCCUGCUAUCUCUUUCUCAGUAUCGCUGUCUCUCUCUGAUUCCCCUUCCCCUCAUUGUCUUUCUCUUCUCUUGCUCUGUCUCUUUGUCACUAGAUCUCUGUUGCAGUCCCUCCACUCUGUAUCUCAGAAACUCUGCAUCUCAGAAACUCUGCAUCUCUGUGCCUCUCUUGUCAUUGCCCCUGGGUCUCCCCACCAUCCCCAAGUUAGGGCCACAGACUCUCCAAAUCCAUCUGUUAAAGGCCACCCCCCAGAGGACAGAUGUGGCCUGGCCAGAGCCACAGUUCCAUACUGGCCCCACCAGACAGUCCCCUGUGUUUGUACCUGUGUUUGUAGGACUCAAAUACUAGUAAAUAAAUAUGGUCACUGCCCUCCA
Molecule: messenger RNA, 1749 nt
Organism: Equus caballus (horse)
Lineage: Eukaryota; Metazoa; Chordata; Mammalia; Perissodactyla; Equidae
Source: RefSeq, a predicted model, not a curated record